UGUUGAAGCUCAGGGAGGCUUGUAGUUGACAACAACAACAUUGUAUAGUAUAGUCAUGUACUGGCUAUAGACGACACCAUUUGAUUUGAUUUUUGAAAAAUUAUUUUAUAAAAAUAUUAAUUAAAUUAAAAUUAAUUUAAAUUGUUUAUCAAUUGUUUUGUUAAAAUUUUAGUGAUUUUUUUUAGUCCACACAUAUAUUAUAAUUAGCAAAAAAUUUUAAUACAUUAUGAGUAGUGCCAAAGUAAUUCCAAUACUCUACAGUUACUACCGGAGCUCAUGUUCGUGGAGAGUGAGGACAGCACUGGCAUUGAAAGGCAUCGACUAUGAGUACAGACCAGUAAAUCUGGUUAAGACUGAACAAUACUCUGAGGAGUUUCGCCAAUUGAAUCCCUGUCUACAGGUGCCGGCACUGGUAGUUGACGACAACCAAGUGCUGGUUGAAUCGAUGGCUAUUAUGGAAUAUUUGGAGGACCGGUACCCGAAUCAGGGCAGUCGACUGUUACCCGAGGACCCGAUUUUGCGGGCACAGGUCAGGGCUGUGGCCUUGACUAUUGUGUCGGGUAUUCAGCCGCUCCAGAAUCUGGGGGUUAUGAAAAAAGUCGACGAAAUUUGUAGCGAAAAUAAGGAUUCAGCCAAUCAUGGUUUAGCUUGGUCAAAAUAUUGGAUUGAAACCAAAUUCAAACUAUUGGAUAAAUUGUUAGCCCAGACAACCACCAGCACCAGCACCAGCACCGCAACCAACGGUGCCAAGUAUUGUGUCGGUAAUCAGCUAACAAUGGCCGACCUAUGUCUGGUACCGCAGGUGAACAAUGCCCGACGUUUUGGUGUCGAUGUCGAAAAGUUUCCGAUAAUUUCCUCAAUCAAUGACUAUCUGUUGGCAUCGGUUGACGCUAUUAAACAGUCACAUCCUGACCGACAACCUGACUGUCCAUCAAAAUAAUGAAUAAUAAUAAUGACUGUUGUCUUCAAAUUCAAUACAACAACAAAAAACAACAAAAAUUGUUUUAAAUAUUUUAUUUUUUGCUUUACUAUACUAUUAUACUAUUAUAUCUAAUUAUUAUUAUCAA
Molecule: messenger RNA, 1067 nt
Organism: Oppia nitens
Lineage: Eukaryota; Metazoa; Arthropoda; Arachnida; Sarcoptiformes; Oppiidae
Product: maleylacetoacetate isomerase-like
Exons: 4
Coding region: 227-940 (237 amino acids)
Biological process (GO): glutathione metabolic process; L-phenylalanine catabolic process
Cellular component (GO): cytoplasm; mitochondrion
Molecular function (GO): glutathione transferase activity; maleylacetoacetate isomerase activity
Source: RefSeq, a predicted model, not a curated record